CUGAGCUGUAACCUGAGCUUGCUUUUCUUCCCGGCUGCCCCUCCUGUCCUAACCCAACCUAGUUGGAACUGGUGAGAGUGGGAAAAGCACCUUUAUCAAGCAGAUGAGGAUAAUCCAUGGGUCUGGCUACAGUGAUGAAGAUAGAAAGGGCUUCACGAAGCUGGUUUAUCAAAACAUCUUCACGGCCAUGCAAGCCAUGAUCAGAGCAAUGGAUACCCUGAGGAUACAAUACAUGUGUGAGCAGAAUAAGGAAAAUGCCCAGAUCAUCAGGGAAGUGGAAGUAGACAAAGUCUCUGCCCUCUCCAGAGACCAGGUGGCAGCCAUCAAGCAGCUGUGGCUGGAUCCCGGAAUCCAGGAGUGUUACGACAGGAGGAGGGAGUACCAGCUGUCAGACUCUGCCAAAUAUUACCUGACGGACAUUGAGCGUAUCGCCAUGCCCUCUUUCGUGCCAACACAACAGGAUGUGCUUCGUGUUCGAGUGCCCACCACUGGCAUCAUAGAAUAUCCAUUUGACCUGGAAAACAUCAUCUUCCGGAUGGUGGAUGUUGGUGGCCAGCGAUCUGAACGACGGAAAUGGAUUCACUGCUUUGAGAGUGUCACCUCCAUCAUUUUCUUGGUUGCUCUGAGUGAAUAUGACCAGGUUCUGGCUGAGUGUGACAAUGAGAACCGUAUGGAGGAGAGCAAAGCCCUGUUUAAAACCAUCAUCACCUACCCCUGGUUUCUGAACUCCUCUGUGAUUCUGUUCUUAAAUAAGAAGGAUCUUUUGGAAGAGAAAAUCAUGUACUCUCAUCUAAUUAGCUACUUCCCAGAGUACACAGGACCAAAGCAAGAUGUCAAAGCGGCCAGGGACUUUAUCCUGAAGCUGUACCAAGAUCAGAAUCCUGACAAAGAGAAAGUUAUCUAUUCUCACUUCACAUGUGCUACAGACACCGAGAAUAUCCGCUUUGUGUUUGCUGCUGUCAAAGACACCAUCCUACAGCUAAACCUACGGGAGUUCAACUUGGUGUAAAUGGAGGGCCUACCCAAACAGAGGGUGAUCUGAGCUCUUCCUGCCUGAUCUACAAGUGCUUCUGACCAUCUGGACCAGGACCUAAGGACAUUACGUAGCCCACAGGGACAGAGAUGGGUAGUGCAAUGUGAAAAAUACUUUAGCAACCCUUUUAAGUGUCUUUAAUUCUUGAUUGUCUAACUCUUUUCUCACCUUUUGGUUGAAAGAUUAGGUAUAAUUUUUGAGUGAUUCUUCCUCUCCUUUUUUUAAACUAGUGUUCAACAGCUAUUAAAAAUCAUGCAAAAAAAUUCAUGCAACAGAGGGACUUGUAUCAUGCCUUCAGACCUCUGAGAUUCAUUUAGGUGACUUAAACAUCUUCAUUGGUUUGAUAAUUUUAAAAUAAAUCUUUUAAGAAACAUUUUUAACAUUUCUUCCCCUUAAUGCUGAAGUAUGACUCAUGUAACAAUUUACUAAACAACCAAAGACUUCUUUCUAUGCUUUUUUUUGUUUUUUAAUUUUAAAAACAGGAUCUUAAGUAGCCCAGGCUGGCUUCCAACUCAAAUUUGCUGUGUAAUUGAGCAUGGCCCUUGGUCCUCCUGCCUAGCUGGUCCAUACUUAGCUAAGAUUUUUUUUCUUUUCUGAGACAGGGCCUCACGUAUUCUUUUCUGGUCUCAAACAUGCUAUGUGGCCAAUGAUGGCAUUGGACUUCUGAUUCCCUUGUAUUCAUAUACACAACUUAUUUAAGGCAGUUCUCACACUGUGGCUAAUUCCUAGCAUUAAGAGGUCUCAAAUAGUGUGAUUUCACAUUGAUAUUUACAGGUUAGUAAUGCUUGGAUGUAUGUGUCACAUGAUUAGUUUAUGUGAUGCUUGGGAUGGGACCCAGGGCUUUGUGCAUGUUAGGCAAAUGUUCUGCCAACCGAGGUACAUCCCAAACCAAAGAUUUCUUUAAAAAGCAGUUCUUUUCAUGUCAACUUUCUAAUCCAAAUUAAUAUUAUUCAAACAUUGAUUUUGCCACAAUUUGAUAAAACCAACUCUGACAUGAUAAGUAGACUUUAGAUACUGCAUGUGUGUAUGUCCUAAUGUGUAUGGCCAGGUCUUAUAGCUUAUGGAAUGGCUAAAGCAGAACUUGUUAACAGAUGUUAUGUAAACCUUGCCAAAGCUCUGAUGGCAAUCUCCAAUGUGCUGUUUGAACUGUGUGCGCUGUGCCUUUCUGGAUACUAAGAAUACACUGUUCUACCCUGAACACCAAGGAUGACGUGCUUCUUAGAGCUCGUGCCUGACCGUUCUGGUUCAAAGAAAAACGUUACCGUUUUAAUGGUUCUGCAGCUUCUCGGAUUCCUCCCUUUGAUGAGUCUUCACUCAUCACGGUGUGCUGGAGCUCUUUCACGGCUGGCUCAGUAAAUGGUGCAGGUCCUGACUCCCAGGAAGCAGAGUACUUCAUCAUACUUAAGGGCUCGGGUGGCUUUGCACGGACUGCUGACCCAUAAGUAUGUCUGUACUUACGGAUGGCUCCAUCUCUCACCAAUCUUCAGAGG
This is a messenger RNA of Mus caroli (Ryukyu mouse), 2523 nucleotides long. It is a transcript of the gene Gna14, whose product is annotated as G protein subunit alpha 14. Gene Ontology annotation, cellular component: heterotrimeric G-protein complex; cytoplasm. The record is from RefSeq and is a predicted model, not a curated record. Gene Ontology annotation, biological process: adenylate cyclase-modulating G protein-coupled receptor signaling pathway; phospholipase C-activating dopamine receptor signaling pathway. Gene Ontology annotation, molecular function: GTPase activity; G protein-coupled receptor binding; G-protein beta/gamma-subunit complex binding. NCBI's taxonomy places the organism in Eukaryota, Metazoa, Chordata, Mammalia, Rodentia, Muridae.